Molecule: messenger RNA, 1973 nt
Organism: Drosophila hydei
Lineage: Eukaryota; Metazoa; Arthropoda; Insecta; Diptera; Drosophilidae
Product: protein KBP homolog
Exons: 1
Coding region: 120-1904 (594 amino acids)
Molecular function (GO): protein binding
Source: RefSeq, a predicted model, not a curated record
UCUCUUAUCGCCUGGCCGCCACAAUUGCUAAGUUUCAUGUUAAAAAAAUAAAACAUAAAAUGAGUCAAAAGUAACAAAAUUGGAAAUUUCGAAAUUAAAUUAUUUAAAAUACAUACAAUAUGGUUAUACCUAAAGAAAUACUCAGCGACUACAAAGAGCUAUUCGAGAAAUCGGCCAAACUAGUGGAACAGGAUAGUCGCACAGAUCCACCCACUGAUCCCUAUCGUUCCCAUUACAAAGCGCGUGACGUGCUCCUCGAUUUGAAAAAACAGUUGGACGAGCAACUUAUAUCCAUACAAGCAGCUGAAGAAGAAGGAGGCUCCGAUGAGCUGUGUUACAAGUCCAUGUUAGGCUUCACAUGCCGCGACCUGGGACGAAUUUAUAUAUACGUUGAGGAGGUCGGCGACGGUGAGCAAUUGCUGAAUCGCUGCUUGGAGCUUAUGGAGCCACACAAGCAAUGCCCACAAGGUAUACUACCAUAUAUGGGCGCUGUGAACGAGCUGAGCAUUGUACUUGCCUCCAGGCAGGAGUAUAAGAAAGCAGUCGAGCUGCUUUUAAAAGCCGAUAAGUGUUAUGAGGAAUUCAAGACUAGUGGUCAGAUAGCUUUAACAGUUGAAGAUCUCUAUAAUCCACCUGAUGAGCUACGACCAGCCAAGGGCGGCGAGAAUGAGCUAGAGAAUUUGUAUACGCUCUGCUGCUUCUAUUUGGCUCAGAUGUAUGGGCAUUUAGGUGAACCAGAAAAAUCUGCGCAAUGCUGCCAUCGAACGCUUCACCGACAGCUGCAAUACAAAUCGUACGAUGCCGUUGACUUUGCGCUCAAUACGGCAACGCUUUCGCAAUAUUACAUUGGACAGGAGAGAUUUAAGGAGGCGCGCCAUCAUCUGGCUGCUGCCACCAUUGUAAUGGCUGAGCACGAAACGCAAAUGCUGAAGCCGGAUAUGAGUGAGCAGGAGAAGUCGGAUGCUUCGGAGACCUUCAAGCAUCGCUAUGCGGAUGUGGCACGCUGCUGGGCGAAAUACGGCCUGCUGCUCUUGCAGACGUCUAAGGAACGGCUGCUGCGCGACGACGAGGAGGAGGAGCAGGAGCAGAAGAAGCUGGCGGCAGCUGCCAAGCAGCUGCAAGUAGAAGAUAUCGAUUAUCGCUUUGUGGACCUCGACCUAACAGCCAUCGAGCGGCGCAUUACCUGUGACUACUGUCUGACAUUCGAUGAUGCGAAGCUAGUCUUUCACUUCAUCAACGAGUGGCUGGAUGUAGCGAAGGAUUACUACAAAGCAGAAACAGAAGCCACAGAGUAUGCGAAGAUUAUACAGGAUUAUGCCGAGGCCUACGAGCACAUUGCCUUCUUCGAGGAGCAGCCAGAAAAUCAAGCCAAGAUGCAAAAGCGACGCGCCAAAUACUUAGAGGAUCUUCUCGAUCUACUCGAUCCGGUGUGCUAUUUGAAGAUCUGCCAGGAAUGCUGGUAUGUGGCGGGCACCGCACAUGCAGCCAUUCUCGAUGUGCGCCUGGAUGCCAUAAAGUCGAAUCAAUCGCCGACACCCGAAGAUAUAAAACGCGUAAACCAAAGCUGCCUGAAAGCCAUCAAGCAUUUUGAGAGUUAUGUAAAGUCAUAUUUGGUCAGCAGUGACAGCCAGCAGUGGAAGCCUGGCAUGGACAACGAGGAGUUGCGCACCAUGCUCUAUGCCCACUUUCAUAUUGGUCGCCUCUACUACAAGCUGAUCAGCGCGCAUCCCCAGCAGCAGCUGGAGCAAUUGAAUCAAUGUUUAACCUACUACAAGCGUUUCAGCGAUGCCUGCGACCAGCAGAAGGAGCCGGCAGAGCAGCUGCAGGGUGAGAUUGGUGUAGUGCGGGAGAUGCUGGAGCUGUUGCCGCUCAAAAUUAACACUGUGAAACGCCGUCUAGAAUGAAUGCAUCCACAUUAAUACAGUUUUACAAUCCGUUGACUAACGGAAUAAUCCAAAUAAACUCAAACUAAC